Drosophila gunungcola (fruit fly) is the source of this 3105-nucleotide messenger RNA. Its product is annotated as organic cation transporter protein. The coding region runs from base 1098 to 2837 and encodes 579 amino acids. The record is from RefSeq and is a predicted model, not a curated record. Gene Ontology annotation, biological process: transmembrane transport. Lineage: Eukaryota; Metazoa; Arthropoda; Insecta; Diptera; Drosophilidae. Gene Ontology annotation, molecular function: transmembrane transporter activity. The transcript is spliced from 10 exons. Gene Ontology annotation, cellular component: membrane.
CAAUUAAUGCAUUUAAGAUAGUUGUUUCAAAAAUAAUUGUUGUCAAUAGCUCAUUAGAUGGAUGUUUGAAAAAAUGUGCAUUAAAUGUUGUUUUGCCUAAUUUUGUUAAAUUUGUUAAAAAUGUAGUUAUUAUACGUUUUUUACUCGUCUUUUAUAUGGACUUAAAAUUACUCACUUUUUUUCUAACAUUAUUUACGCAAGAAAGUAGUGUAAAGUGUGGGUAAUUCACAAAUUAUAGAUGAGAUGCUCCCUGAAAAUGUUGAAAUAGUUGCGAUCAGCAAGCGUUUCUCUUAGCAGUCAGCGCUGUAAGAGAAAGUAGCUGCCCAACUUUUUCUCCCGGCGCUUUUCUCUUGGUAUUGAUUUUAAUGCCGGCUACUUUGAUUUCAGAUUGAGCACGAAGAUAGUACUCUGGCAAUUGUGUUUGCCGCUCUGUGUGCGUUUGCAUGUUCUUUUUUCUCAAGACAAUUCAGUAUUUCGCCAGACAUUGCGCGAUUCGGAUUGAAGACAAGACCCGGAGCUUAAUCCCGGACCCGGACAUCCGCAGUGGAAGUGCGGGUUUUUUUUUUGUUUUGUUUGGUGAAUGGUGAACACAAUAAUUUCUCCAAAGACACCUGUUCAGUAAGUGAGUCUUCGGUGAUUAUUCGGUCUAGUGAGCGAGUGCAAAACACCAGAGUCACCAAGUGCAUCAUUAAAAACUCGCAGUGAUUAGAUAAUGGGAGCAGUCUUAUCUGGACACUUGGCCAACGUAUUUCAGCAGCCUGCAGAAGUUCCCACCAAUUGGAUGCAAAUAUAGAGUCCACCCCGACCCUGACCUUGGCAAACAACUUACGGACAACUGGCAUGCAACAAUUUAUCUCAAUUGGCGAAGAUUGGAUUGCAUGCAUGCACGUACAUUCCCUCAACUACAUCGGGACUUAUAACAAUUAAUGUUGCUCCGUCUGAGUUAACAAGAUCAAACAGUCAAUUCAUCGAUCUGAAAACUUAAGGAAAAAGAAAAACGCUUCAGCCUCCUCAGUUUCCGCUCACGUGCUUUAGAAAUCCGGAACACCUAGAAUUCCUUUUCCUUCCCCCUACUGGGAGUUUCUUUAACCUUUGGCAUGUCAGCUCCGGCGGCAGCUGCGGCGUCUGCCGUCCUGGACUUUGACGACAUCCUCGCCCAGAUCGGAGAAUUCGGGCGCUUUCAGCGGCGGAACUACCUGCUCAUAUGCCUGCCGGUUCUGUUCGCAGCCGCCAACAGUCUGUCGUAUGUCUUUACGGCCGGAUCGCCCACCUAUCGCUGCUUCGUGCCCGGCUGCGACAGCCCGGAUGAGCAGGAUUAUGGAGCGGAUUGGGUCUCUGCCGCGGUGCCUGGCAGCUGGAGCAAGCGGGGCCACUUCACGCCGGAAACCUGUGACAGAUUCGUGGCGAAUGAAAGCACCCUCGAAGUUGAGCCUUGGAGUUUAUGGCCUUUGGGUCGGUGCUCCGCCGAGAACUUUACGGCGGAAACGGAGCGAUGCCAGCAGUUCGUCUACGGCAGUGCGGAGCGGACCAUUGUGCAGCAGUGGGGGAUGCAGUGCAAGGAGAACCUCUGGAAGCUGGCCUUCGUCGGCACGAUGCACUUUGCCGGUCUGGUGGUGGGAACAGCCCUCUCCGGUUAUCUGGCCGAUCGUUAUGGGCGUAAGCACGUCUUUCUAAUCUGCAUUGUGUUCAUGGCGUUGACGGGAGUGGCGCAGGCGUUGUCCUGGAACUACGGCAGUUUUCUGGUCUUCGCCCUACUGAACGCGGUGGGCACUUCCGGCGUAUAUCCGCUGGCCUUCAUCAUUGGCGUGGAGAUGGUGGGUCCACGGAAGCGCGAGAUGUCCUCCAUUGUGCUCAACUACUUUUACGCGGUGGGCGAGGCGCUGUUGGGUCUGUCCGUCUUCCUAACGGACUGGCGUCAACUGCAGCUGGUGCUCUCGCUUCCGCCGCUCGUCUGCGUGGCCUAUUUCUGGCUGGUUCCGGAGUCGGUGCGCUGGCUCCUGGCUCGCAACCGGCGGGAGCAGGCUGGCGCCAUCAUUCGACGGGCGGCGAAGGUGAACCGGCGGGACAUCUCCGUCGAACUGAUGGCCAGCUUCAAGCAGCAGGAGCUGGAUGCGGAAACGGCCAUGGAGGAUGAGGCCGAGAAUGGCGUUCUGGCCGAGCGGAAGGACGACAGGAUCUGGCUGGCCAUCAAAGAGGUUGCUGGAUGCCACAUUUUGAUCGCCAGAUACGCCAUUCUGCUGCUCAUCUGGGCCGUUAACGCCAUCGUCUACUAUGGACUUUCGCUGAAUGCGACCAGCUUGAGUGGCAACAAGUACCUUAAUUUCGCCCUGGUCUGCCUGGUCGAGAUCCCCGGCUAUAGCCUCGCCUGGCUCUUCCUGCGAAGGCUUGGUCGACGUUUGGCCCUCUCCGGAUCACUCCUGCUCUGCUCCAUCACAUGUGUUGCCAGCGGCUUCGUCACCCUGGCGCAAGGAGAUUGGAUUCCCUGCAAAGCCGGAGUUGAGGGUAGAAACUCGUGGAGUUGUGCCAACUGGCUUGUCGUAACCCUUUUCCUCAUCGGAAAACUCGGAAUCACCUCCUCCUUUGCCGUCAUCUACACAUUCACUGCGGAAAUGAUGCCCACUGUUAUUCGGAGCGGAGGCGUCGGUGUCAUGUCCACAUUUGCGCGCUUUGGGGCGAUGCUGGCUCCCUUUGUGCCGCUAUUGGCUACUUACUACGAACCGCUGCCUCUGCUGCUAUUUGGGGCAUUAUCCCUGGUUGCUGGACUCCUUUCGUUGCUACUGCCGGAAACCUUUAAUAAGAAGCUGCCGGAUACGGUGGAAGAGGCCAUUGCGUUGUGAAAAUGAUAAUGGCUUUUUAGAUGCCGAUUUUGGGGACAUUAUAACAUUAGCGACCUAGAUUUUUUUAUGAAAUAAUGUUGCAGAGCUUUACAUUUCCUCGUAAUAAAAUAUUUUAUACAAAAUGAAAAGCUAUCUCGUACCAUUCGACAAAGACAUAAGUGAAAAAUGCAUGCAGCAUAUGCAUGUUCACAGGGUUUUGUUAUUCGGAUAUUUACAAUUAGUUUUUGUGCUUUAACAGCUAUUUAAACCAUUCACAGAUUAGCGGCCU